Molecule: messenger RNA, 950 nt
Organism: Nothoprocta perdicaria
Lineage: Eukaryota; Metazoa; Chordata; Aves; Tinamiformes; Tinamidae
Product: poly(U)-specific endoribonuclease-B-like
Exons: 7
Coding region: 10-870 (286 amino acids)
Molecular function (GO): RNA endonuclease activity
Source: RefSeq, a predicted model, not a curated record
CUUCCUGACAUGGCUCAUGGGAAGUCCUUAAACCAUGAACUUUCCAAACUUUUCAAUGAGAUGUGGGAUAUGGACAUUAACCGCUUUAUGCCCGGGAAAGACUACAUAAUCGAGGUGCAGGGAAAAGCAGGCGAUGGUGCUACCCGAGAUGGUGCAGCCAGACAUCUGUUUCACUACGUAAAUGAGGAACGCAUGAAAAACAUAAAAACUUUUGCAACCUUUAUUUCCUUAUUGGACAACUAUGAGACAUCAACCGGUGUGGCAGAAGUAGUGACUCCAGAAGAAAUAGCUGAAAACAAUCGUUUUCUUGAUGCUAUCUUAGAAACUGAAGUCAUGAAACUAGCUCAUCGGUAUCUGGUUAAAAAAAACCUGGCAGGGCCAAACCUCACAGACUUCAAAUCUCAGCUCUAUGACAUCUGGUUUCAGCUCUAUGCCAGAAAAGAAGGCGACAGACUUGAUUCCUGCGGUUUUGAACAUGUUUUUGUUGGAGAAACAAAGCGUCAUAAACAGAUCUUAGGUUUGCACAACUGGGUGCAGUUUUACCUUCAGGAAAAGCGUAACCAAAUUGACUACAAGGGGUAUGUUGCCCGGAAGAAUAAAAGCAGGCCUGACAAGGAUGACCAAGUUUUGAGCCUCCAGUUCGCUUGGAAGGGCUUGGUGAAGCCCAUUGGAAGCACCUUUGUUGGUGUCAGCCCGGAGUUCGAAUUUGCCCUUUACACCAUCAUUUUUCUGCUGUCUAAUAAAAGCGUCACGCACGAAACAGUGAGGAUAGAGGAAUAUGAGCUCCAGAUGGUCGUGUGUCGCCACGGGCAGCACAUCGGAACGGCUUAUCCCGUGCUCCUGGGCACCAGCAGUGAGGACCCGCGCUGACACUCAUCCGGAAACAUUUCUGGCGAGGGAGGAAGAAAGAGUUAAUUAACCAUUUAUUUGCAGUAACACUUUAUAAACGG